This is a messenger RNA of Zea mays, 1753 nucleotides long. Its product is annotated as protein transporter. NCBI's taxonomy places the organism in Eukaryota, Viridiplantae, Streptophyta, Magnoliopsida, Poales, Poaceae. The record is from RefSeq and is marked validated. Gene Ontology annotation, biological process: protein transport to vacuole involved in ubiquitin-dependent protein catabolic process via the multivesicular body sorting pathway. Gene Ontology annotation, molecular function: ubiquitin binding; phosphatidylinositol binding.
AUAUUUUGCAGAGCGGCAACAUACAUCGACAUGUUUUGACAAAUUCCUCUCCCCCGACUGAGAUCACUGAUCCAGUGCGCGUGCCGCCGGCGCCAUGGCCGCGCCACCGCCGUCGCCAGACCAAACCUACUAGCAGCGCGUCGGGGGUGCACCUGCGGCCGAUCUAGGAGACAGGGAUUUCUUCUCGUCCUGUCCUGUGGAUUAUUACGGGCCUGGAUUUGCUUGGGAGUGAGAGGAGAGAGCGAGUAAUAGGGUGAAGGAGUCUUGGGGAGAAGAUGGCUGCGGAAAUGGUGAAGGCGGCGACGAGCGACAAGCUCAAGGAGAUGGACUGGGCAAAGAACAUCGAAAUCUGCGAGCUCGUGGCGCAGGAUCCGGGGAAUGCGAAGGAUGUGAUCAAGUCUAUAAAGAAGUCUGUAGGGAGCAAGAACAAGAGCACUCAACACUUUGCUGUUAUGCUAUUGGAGAUGCUUCUGAAUAAUUGCGGAGAGCCUGUCCAUAGGCAGGUUGUUGAUAAUAGCCUUCUUCCAAUACUUGUGAAGAUAGUGAAGAAAAAAACGGAUUUACCAGUUCGAGAAAAAAUAUUUCUUCUGUUAGAUGCCACGCAAACAUCCCUUGGUGGAGCUAAAGCAAAGUUUCCUCAGUACUAUGAGGCAUACUAUGAGCUGGUGUCUGCUGGUGUGCAAUUUUCAAAUCGCCCAAAUGUUGUUGUCACACGAGCAGAAGUGCCAGUCCCAGAAACGAGAACAGAACCAAAUAAUGUGAGUUUAUCGGCCCGAUUGCAUGAAGCUCAACAGGAAGUGCACACUCAGCCUGCUCUGGAUACAAGUAUAGUCCAGAAAGCCUGUAGUGUCAUGGAAGUAUUGAGGGAUGUGCUUAAUUCUAUGGAUCCUAGACACCCUGAGGGAGCAACGGAUGAAUUUGUGUUGGAUCUUGUCGAGCAAUGUACGUUUCAGAAGCAACGGAUGAUGCACCUUGUUAUGACAUCAAGGGAUGAAAUGGUGGUGUCACAAGCUAUAGAGCUAAACGAAGAGCUACAUAAGGUUCUCGUCCGGCAUGAUGUGUUGCUCUCAGUUCAUCCGACAACAACAGUAGCUUCUAAUAUCAAUGAGGAAGAGAAUGCUGAAAGUCUCUAUCGGAGACUGCGGAAGGGGAAAGCUCUGUCACAGGACUACACAGAUGACUCGGUACCGUCGUUCCGGUCCAUGCCCGAGGACAAGCUGCGGCGGCCGCUGACCAUCCAAUCACCUCACCCUGACAAGAGACUGGGCGCGCUGAACAUCCACUUGCCGGACGGUGAGGAGCCAAGGCAUGAUCCCGCUCCGCUGAUCCCGCCGCCGCCCGCAAAGCACGCCGAGAGGGAGAGGUUCUUCCAGGAGAAGAGCAUCGACGAGCAUCGACGGCGGAGUGGCCAGCCUGCCGGGUCACCUGAGGGGCCUGUCGCAGCACAGCCGGGACAGCAGCAGCUCGUGUAGCGGCAGCACUGAUUAUGGCGACUGAAGGGGGAGCAGUGGUACAUAUAGGGGUUCCCUUCUUGGGGGUUGUUGGUCUCCCACUUGGCCAGGCAGGCCAUACAUUGGUGUUGCGCCGGAGUUUGGCUUGGCCGUGAGCUUCUUCUUCAUGCUGACCUGUGUACACUUGGUAGCAUUUUGUUCCUCCUUUUCACCUUUGCCGUGACAUUAUUGGGAGACCGUUGUGUUGGUGGCGGUGUGGGUUCUUUUCUUUCAGAUCUAUAGAUGAUUGUGAUCUACAUCUA